AUGCAUAACAAUAAUGAUGCUAUUGUAAACAAUAAUCAUAAUCAUCAAUCGUCUAUAAAUCCUUUACAGACUAAAUUAUCUAAAAGUGUAUAUAAUACAUUAUUGAAUAGACAAGAACAAUUAUUACCAGAGCAUAAACCAAGAUCGAAAUCAAGACAUUCAGUGAAGAAGACAAAGAAGAGAAUACAGAAGAUACAUAAUACAAAUACUUCUAUAGAAGAUAAUCAUAGUUUAUUUUCACGAUCUAUUUCUGCUCAUCCAAUUCUAGUUGAUCCACCAAAGUUACCACCGAAAAUAUAUAAAAGUGUAAGAGAAAAGUAUCCAAGACAAACUGAAGUUAAUGAAGAUUCAAUUAAGAAUCCUGGAUAUUUAUAUUCUUCAAAUAAUCAUAGCGGUGUAUACUCUUCAAUUCAACAGAAAUAUGAACAUCUUGAAAAACAGAAACCAUUUGAAAAACAUAUUGAAUCUAUAAAAACUUCAACAUUUGAUUGGAUUAUUAAUAAAAGUGAUACAUUAUCGUAUACUUCAUCUGGUUUCGAUAGUUAUCAUAACUCUAUUGUUAAAAGUAAUGAGAUGAAUAAAUUAGAAAAUAGUAAAAAGUUAAUGUAUUCUACUGAUAAUAUUAUUCAUUCAACAUAUAAUCCAUUGAAAAUAUCCAAGGUUAAGAAUACUGAUAAAACUUGUAUUCGACCAUAUCAAGUUAACAAUUCAGCAUAUAAUGCAAUGACUAUGCCUACAUUGUCGAAUUUCAAUUAUUCUACACCAAAGAUAACAAUCAAAAAAUCAAUAACUGAUUGCCAAUUAGACAAUAAAUUGAAACAGAAUAUAUUAUCACAAUAUCAUCUUCAUGAUUGGCAUCAUGCCAAUAAUUCAAUAAUUAAUACUGAUAGAGAUAAUCAACUAUUAACUAAUCAUCAUAAAAAAUCUUUACAACGAUCAAAUAGUUCGACUACUGAUUUACUAAUCAAUUAUCAAUUAUCAUCUAAUGAAACAAAAUAUCAAUCAGGUGAAUAUUAUUUACCAAAUUCAUCUCCUAAUCACCGUGAACAUCAUCAGCAUCAUGAUCAAUCACAAUUUUCUCCAUAUAGAAAUACAAUGAAUCAUUUAACUAGUACCCCAAUGAAACAAUAUCCAUUGAAUAAUCAACACUAUAAUAAUAAUAUGAAUAAAGUUUAUAAGCCUAUAAAGAUAAAAACUGAUAUGAUAAUUGAUGAAAAUGCUUUUUGUCUAUUGAAUGCUGAACAGUUUCGUGAUGAAUUAGGUAAAAUUGUAACACCUGGUGAUCCUAGAGCUGAUUUACAAGAGAUCUGUAAAAUUGGUAAAGGUAGUACAGGUGUAGUUUAUCUAAUGCAACAUUCACCAACUAAACAUUAUGUUGCUGUGAAAAAGAUGAAUAUAUUUAAACAACAAAGACGAGAAUUAUUAUUCAAUGAAGUAAUAAUUAUGCAAACUUAUCCACAUCCAAAUAUUGUGGAAAUGUUUGGAUCAUAUUUAAUCGGAAAUGAACUUUGGGUGGCUAUGGAAUAUUUGGAAGGUGGAGCUUUGACGAAUAUUGUCACACGGACAUUAAUGUCAGAGAAACAAAUUGCUACUGUCUGUCGUGAUGUUCUUCGAGCAUUAGCUUUCCUUCAUGAUCAUGGAAUUAUUCAUCGUGAUGUGAAGUCAGAUUCUAUUCUCUUAUCGAUUGAUGGUCGAGUGAAACUAUCCGACUUUGGAUUUUGUGCAAGAGUCUCUCCUGAACAUCCACGAAGACGUAGUCUUGUAGGUACACCAUAUUGGAUGUCACCGGAAGUGAUUAGUCGUCUACCGUAUAAUACAUCAGUUGAUGUUUGGUCAAUGGGUGUAUUAUUAAUUGAAAUGGUCGAUGGGGAACCAUCAUUUUUCAAUGAACCACCAUUACAUGUUAUGCGACAUAUUCAAAGAGAUGGUAUACCCUAUUUACUCCAUCCUCAUAAGUCCUCUAGGAAAUUGAAUUCAUUCCUUGGAUUAAUGUUAGUUCGUGAUCCAUUGAGAAGAGCUACAGCUGCUCAACUUUUAUUACAUCCAUUCUUAUUAUUGGCUAGUACAAAUGAAUGUCUUCUCCCUUUAUUAUAUCAUUAUCAAUCGAAUAUGAUCAUGUCAUAA
This is a messenger RNA of Heterobilharzia americana, 2124 nucleotides long. The record is from the annotation of a GenBank genome assembly. Lineage: Eukaryota; Metazoa; Platyhelminthes; Trematoda; Strigeidida; Schistosomatidae.